AUCAUGUGGAAGUACACGGUAUUGUUGGUGGCGUUCGGUGUGUUUCUGUACAACAGUCAUGAAACGUACGGUCAAAUCUUCGGAUACGAGCCGAACGUUGACUAUCCUGCGUACGAUAAGAUCCCGUCCGGGUUAACGUUCCGGUGUGCGGAUCGGCAGCCCGGCUACUAUGCGGACAUUGAGGCGCGCUGCCAGGUGUGGCACUGGUGCUUACCGACCGGCUACAUGUUUUCCUUCCUCUGCCCGAACGGGACCGUCUUCAACCAAGCAUACCGCGUGUGUGACUGGUGGACAAACGUAAACUGUCCGGAGUCGGAAACAAUGUACAGCAUCAACGACGAUCUGUACCGAGAUGAUGCAGGAAAUCUGAUCGUUGGUUAG
Anopheles marshallii is the source of this 381-nucleotide messenger RNA. RefSeq names its product U-scoloptoxin(01)-Er1a. Bases 4 to 381 code for a protein of 125 amino acids. The transcript has 3 exons. The record is from RefSeq and is a predicted model, not a curated record. NCBI's taxonomy places the organism in Eukaryota, Metazoa, Arthropoda, Insecta, Diptera, Culicidae. Gene Ontology annotation, molecular function: chitin binding. Gene Ontology annotation, cellular component: extracellular region.